ACCAUGCUCACCCACUAAUGUCAUCGCCUCCCUGGAUUGCGUGUCCAACAUCGCCACGGUAACCUGGCAGGACACCAAUGGGGCGGAAUACUACACCGCCACCAUGACGACAGGCAGCAACCAAUCGUAUCCCUGCAUGUCUCCCUCCAGCCAAUGCAGCUUUCCCGACUUGGCAUGUGGGCUGCUCUACUCCGUGUCUGUCUCCGCCUCCAACUCCCAGUGCAACUCCAGCACCACCGUGGGCGCCAGCCUCCAGUCAGUUCCAUGCAUUCCUACGGGCGUUUCCGUGGUGAUGGACUGUGCCAACAACCAGGCUGUAGUGUCGUGGUUGUCCAGCCAGGGAGCGACGUGGUACUCUGCGUCAGCGUACAGCAGCAAGGGCAACUCCACCUGUCAGAGAAGCUCCGCCCUCACCUGCACCCUCGCCAACAUCACCUGCGGCGCCAACUACAGCGUGCAGGUGGUCGCCGGGGACAACAAAAACUGCUCCAGCUUGCCCAGUCAGGCAGCGACGUUCAACUCAGGACCAUGCUCACCCACUAAUGUCAUCGCCUCCCUGGAUUGCAUGUCCAACAUCGCCACGGUAACCUGGCAGGACACCAAUGGGGCGGAAUACUACACCGCCACCAUGACGACAGGCAGCAACCAAUCGUAUCCCUGCAUGUCUCCCUCCAGCCAAUGCAGCUUUCCCGACUUGGCAUGUGGGCUGCUCUACUCCGUGUCUGUCUCCGCCUCCAACUCCCAGUGCAACUCCAGCACCACCGUGGGCGCCAGCCUCCAGUCAGUUCCAUGCAUUCCUACGGGCGUUUCCGUGGUGAUGGACUGUGCCAACAACCAGGCUGUAGUGUCGUGGUUGGCCAGCCAGGGAGCGACGUGGUACUCUGCGUCAGCGUACAGCAGCAAGGGCAACUCCACCUGUCAGAGAAGCUCCGCCCUCACCUGCACCCUCGCCAACAUCACCUGCGGCGCCAACUACAGCGUGCAGGUGGUCGCCGGGGACAACAACAACUGCUCCAGCUUGCCCAGUCAGGCAGCGACGUUCAACUCAGGACCAUGCUCACCCACUAAUGUCAUCGCCUCCCUGGAUUGCGUGUCCAACAUCGCCACGGUAACCUGGCAGGACACCAAUGGGGCGGAAUACUACACCGCCACCAUGACGACAGGCAGCAACCAAUCGUAUCCCUGCAUGUCUCCCUCCAGCCAAUGCAGCUUUCCCGACUUGGCAUGUGGGCUGCUCUACUCCGUGUCUGUCUCCGCCUCCAACUCCCAGUGCAACUCCAGCACCACCGUGGGCGCCAGCCUCCAGUCAGUUCCAUGCAUUCCUACGGGCGUUUCCGUGGUGAUGGACUGUGCCAACAACCAGGCUGUAGUGUCGUGGUUGGCCAGCCAGGGAGCGACGUGGUACUCUGCGUCAGCGUACAGCAGCAAGGGCAACUCCACCUGUCAGAGAAGCUCCGCCCUCACCUGCACCCUCGCCAACAUCACCUGCGGCGCCAACUACAGCGUGCAGGUGGUCGCCGGGGACAACAACAACUGCUCCAGCUUGCCCAGUCAGGCAGCGACGUUCAACUCAGGUGAGAGAAGGAUGUCCUUCAUCAGCCCAGGUUCAGGUCAGGACCAGGAAUGA
Messenger RNA from Osmerus eperlanus (European smelt), 1627 nucleotides. Its product is annotated as fibronectin type III domain-containing protein 7-like. Lineage: Eukaryota; Metazoa; Chordata; Actinopteri; Osmeriformes; Osmeridae. The transcript is spliced from 6 exons. The record is from RefSeq and is a predicted model, not a curated record. The coding region runs from base 104 to 1627 and encodes 507 amino acids. Gene Ontology annotation, molecular function: protein binding.